UAACCACUGGGAAAUUAAGGAAAGCAAAAGGAAUUUGUUUAGCCAUGGCAACAACUUCAUCCUACAUGGCCCGACCCACCCUCUCCAUGAUGGGCUGGUCAAAGGGCUCUAAUAUGAGAAAGAGAAUUGGUUUUACAGUAUCAGCAUCAUCAUCAUCAGGAGUAGAAGAACAGGAAGAAGCUUCUGCAGAGGUGAAAGUUGAAGAAGAUAUCAAUCAACCAGAAGAGCCACAGAAGAAGCUUGAGGAAGGAAUGAAGACGACGCCGAGGCCAGUGGAGGCGCAGAUAAAUGUGAAGAACAAGAACAUGGGGAGAGAGUACGGAGGGCAGUGGCUGAGCAGCACGACUCGGCACGUGCGGAUAUACGCGGCGUAUAUCGAUCCCGAAACGUGCGCGUUCGACCAGACGCAGAUGGAUAAGCUCACCCUAUUACUUGACCCAACUGAUGAGUUCCUUUGGACGGAUGAGACUUGCAACAAAGUCUACUCUUACUUCCAAGAACUUGUUGAUCAUUAUGAGGGAGCGCCUUUGACAGAAUACACGCUUCGACUGAUUGGUUCUGAUAUAGAACACUACAUCAGAAGGCUUCUUUAUGCUGGAGAAAUCCAAUAUAACAUGGAUGCAAGAGUCCUCAACUUCAGCAUGGGGAAACCAAGAAUUGGUUUUAAUUACGAUGGCCAGCUUCAAGACGUAAACCAAUAAGCUUGUUUAAGCAGUCUUAAUCUAUUGUGACAAUGCAAAAAGAAAUCAAAACAAUACAAAAAACAAAUUAAUGAAUUUCUCUCUUUGGUGUAUGAUACAACCAUUUACUUGGUCAA
This is a messenger RNA of Ipomoea triloba (trilobed morning glory), 817 nucleotides long. Its product is annotated as NAD(P)H-quinone oxidoreductase subunit M, chloroplastic. Gene Ontology annotation, molecular function: oxidoreductase activity, acting on NAD(P)H, quinone or similar compound as acceptor. The transcript is spliced from 3 exons. The coding region runs from base 45 to 701 and encodes 218 amino acids. The record is from RefSeq and is a predicted model, not a curated record. Lineage: Eukaryota; Viridiplantae; Streptophyta; Magnoliopsida; Solanales; Convolvulaceae.